Messenger RNA from Kickxella alabastrina, 2638 nucleotides. Its product is annotated as kinase-like domain-containing protein. The record is from RefSeq and is a predicted model, not a curated record. Lineage: Eukaryota; Fungi; Kickxellomycota; Kickxellomycetes; Kickxellales; Kickxellaceae. Gene Ontology annotation, biological process: phosphatidylinositol-mediated signaling; phosphatidylinositol-3-phosphate biosynthetic process; autophagosome assembly. Gene Ontology annotation, cellular component: phosphatidylinositol 3-kinase complex, class III, type II; phagophore assembly site; membrane. Gene Ontology annotation, molecular function: 1-phosphatidylinositol-3-kinase activity. Bases 62 to 2593 code for a protein of 843 amino acids. The transcript is spliced from 4 exons.
CUAGCUUUCAUUUCCCUCUUUUCAAAUUGUAUACACAUAUUUUAUUUUUACCUUGCGCAUCAUGAAUUACAACAACAGCAACACACCGGGCGAGCACUUUUGCGAGUCUAAAGACAUUGGCGAGUUUGUGUCUGUGCGAAUAGACAACCUGUGGGGCAAGGGCGAGCGCAAGCCCACCAUCCUCGGGCGGUACAACUUAGAAGAGCGCCUCCAACUCAACGGUAUGAGCAUCAAUAUCAUGGACAAUGCGGAUACCAAUGCCCAUGCUAUUCCCAGAGAAGAUGAAAAAAACAGCGCGCCAUUGCUCUUUAUCACAGUUCAGCUCGAGAGCUCGGGCAUUCCAUUAUCACUACCUCUGCAAACAAAGUACCAUUAUAUGGCCGAAAAAUAUGAAUGGCACGAGUGGAUUCGAUUUCCGGCAAAGUACUCGGAGCUCGCGCUCGAUGCACGCAUCUUACUGACGCUCUGGGAGAUGAAGGGGCUAUGGAAGGUUGACAAGCUGGGCUCGUGCAGCAUCAAUCUUUUCCAACCCGAUAACGAGCUCAUCCAAGGAAAGCGCCGCCUGUGCUUGACCGCAGAAACACAGAGGACUAGUGCAAAUGAUAAACCUGUUGAGACAAACGAGGCGCUGCAGUACGACCGCUUGUUUGAAGCCACGCGUAGAUACGAGGACGGCGACAUCGAGCAUGUCGACUGGCUGGAUGCGCUGGCAAUGGAGCGCGUGGCCCAAAUCGAGGCCCAGGAACGGAUAAGGACCAACGACCUCUACAUCCACAUCACGUUCCCAAAGUUUGAUUUUGCUGUUGUCUUUGGAGAGACCAAGCUUGAUGACCCACUGGUGAUACAGCCUCAGGAUCCAAAGUACUGCCUGGUCUUUGACCCAGAGAUGUACCGCGACAACCCUGCCGAGAGCAAGCACCGCCGCUUACUGCGUGGAUACCGAAGCGGGUCACUGGACCGCGAGCUGAAGCCCAACGCAACAAUUAGGGACCAACUCAACUCAAUCCUGCGAUACCCACCCGGUCAAGAGUUGACAGAUAACGAGAAGAAUUUGGUGUGGAAGUUCCGGUUCUAUCUGUCUUCAAACAAGCGAGCGCUUACAAAGUUUGUCAAGUGUGUCGAGUGGAGCGACCCUAUUGAAGCCAAGCAGGCAACGACGCUGCUGUCGGAAUGGGCCGAGGUGUCCAUAGAUGACGCACUGGAGCUUUUGAGCACGGACUUUACCACCCAGUCGGUGCGCAGCUAUGCCGUGUCUCAGCUGCGAAAGGCCAAGGACGAUGAGCUCAUCAUGUAUUUGCUGCAGCUUGUUCAAGCCAUAAAAUUCGAGUACUUGAACUCUACCAUGGCGCAGGGCGCCGAGACAUCCCCAGUCGUGUCAGCCAAUGCGGCUGAAUCCAGCCUUGUUGGGUUUCUGAUUGAGCGCGCGCUGAAGAAUCGCACGCUGGGCAACUUCUUCUAUUGGUACCUGAUGGUCGAGUGCGAUGACCGCAAGACAGGCAAAGCAUACGGCAAGGUGGUAUUCCAGUACGUCAAUGCGUUGUCGGAGAUGAACGACGGUGCCGAUAUGCAGUCCAUGUUUGAGCGCCAGAGAAAGUUGGUAUCGGAUCUAGCGCGCAUCUCCACUGAGGUGCAGGCGCUCAAGGAGUCGCGACAACGCAAGAUUGAGUGGCUGCGCUCGUAUCUGGCUGACAGCAAAAACAACCUCGUGUCGUUUCCGCCAUUACCUCUCCCGCUCGACCCAAGCGUCGAGGUGGUGGGAAUCCAGGCCGACAAGGCGUCGCACGAUGAUGCCGCUUUCCUCCACUUUGUCAAGUCUGAUGGUGACUUGUACCCAGUCAUUUUCAAGGCCGGCGAUGACAUGCGACAGGACCAGCUGGUCGUCCAAAUCAUCACACUCAUGGAUCGGCUUCUGCGCAACGAGAGCCUAGACUUGAGGCUGACGCCCUACCACGUGCUGGCCACUCGGGUUGACCAAGGGUUUUCGCAGUUCAUUCCGUCGCAGUCGCUGGCUGCUAUUCUUGCUGAGAACAACAACAGUAUUCUGGCGUAUCUUCGCAAUACUAGCCCCGAUCCAGAGGGAACCUAUGGCGUGGCUGCUGACGUGAUGGAGACAUACGUAAAGAGUUGUGCCGGCUACUGUGUAAUCACAUAUCUGCUGGGCGUCGGAGACCGGCAUCUGGAUAACCUGCUGCUGACUCCACAGGGCCACAUGUUUCAUGUCGACUAUGGAUACAUCUGGGCCCCCUUCCCGCCGCCCAUGAAGCUGUGCAAGGAGAUGGUAGAGGCAAUGGGCGGCAUGGAAUCGCUCAUGUAUCAGAGAUUUAAGUCGCACUGCUUUGUGGCGUUUAGCAUCCUGCGCAAGUCCUCUAAUCUUAUCCUCAACCUAUUCUCGCUGAUGGUCCACUCGAAUAUCCCUGACAUCGCGGUCGCCCCGGACCAGGUCGUGGCUAUGGUGCAGGAUAAAUUCCGCCUGGAUCUAUCCGAGGAAGAGGCAAUGCGCUAUUUCCAAACCCUGAUCAGCGAUAGCGUGCGGGCGCUGUUCCCGCAGGUCAUCGAGACCAUCCACAAAUGGGCCCAGUACUGGCGAAACUAAGAGGGCUAGCAAAGGCAGAAUUUCAUUGCUUUUUUGUUUAAUGCU